AUGGCAUCCUCAUCGCAUCCCUUACUACCACCUUUAUCGGGAAAAGCCUUUUUCAUCCCCUCACCACACGAAGAACACAACUUCCACCCUCAUCCUUCGCUCCAGUUGGCAACUCAGGUGACCCUUCAGUCAGCCGGUGUAGGAUUGUUAGUCAGUGCGGUGCAGAAUGCGUUGGACAAACACAAUGCAGGCGCUAUGGGUAUCUUCACUCGAACAGGAGGAACCAUCGGAUUCUUCGCUGCCAUGGGAUUCUCAUUCUCUUUCGUACAAGCUAUCACGGCUAAUAUCCGAGAGACCGACGACGCAUUGAACGGAGCUGCUGGUGGAUGCGCAGCAGGUUUCUUAGCGGGUGUAAGAGCUAAAUCAUUACCUAUGGCAUUCGGCGCUUGUGCGGGUAUGGGUACUUUGAUCGGUACUUUCAAUGCUGCUGGUAAUGCUCUUACCGGUACGAAUCGAAAAUUACUUCCUCGACCUGAACGAGAAGAAUUACGUCAGGCAUUCUUCAAGCACCCCAAACAUGCUGAGGAAGUAGCAUAG
Molecule: messenger RNA, 537 nt
Organism: Kwoniella botswanensis
Lineage: Eukaryota; Fungi; Basidiomycota; Tremellomycetes; Tremellales; Cryptococcaceae
Exons: 5
Coding region: 1-537 (178 amino acids)
Biological process (GO): mitochondrial respiratory chain complex I assembly
Source: RefSeq, a predicted model, not a curated record